UGUAUAUAACAGCGGCGGUUUUGUUUGUGGUUGUGUAAAGUGUGAAGAAGCGUUGAAGGAAACGAGGGCGACUUUAGCACCCAAAGGCUAAAACGUAUAUAAACACUAAAAUGGCGUCCGUAAACAUGACCAGCUUAGGAGCCAACCAACUGAAAAACACUACGACUGGAGAGAUGGUGGAGAUUGGUUCUCUGUGGCGGGAGCAGACAGUUGUUCUCUUCUUCUUGCGGAGGUUUGGCUGUCAGGUGUGCCGAUGGAUGGCAGCGGAGAUCAGUAAACUGGAGAAAGACCUGAAAGCACAUGGUGUUGCUCUGGUUGGCAUCGGACCUGAGGAGACCGGAGUGAAGGAGUUCAAGGAUGGGGGGUUCUUCAAGGGUGACAUCUACGUUGAUGAGAAGAAACAGUGUUACAAAGAUUUAGGCUUUAAAAGAUACAAUGCCAUCAAUGUGGUUCCAGCUGCCAUGGGGAAAAAAGUACGAGAAAUUGCCUCAAAGGCGAGUGCAGAAGGAAUUCAAGGGAACUUUACUGGAGAUCUUCUUCAGAGUGGAGGCAUGCUCAUCGUCGCAAAAGGUGGAGAGAAAGUUCUGCUGCAUUUUAUCCAGAAAUCGCCUGCAGACAAUCCACCUCUAGAGGAAAUCACUAAAGCUCUCGGGAUCUCUGCGAACGUCCAGGCGGGGGAAAAACCACAGUGCAAUGAAGAUGUUUGCACGAGAUAAAGGAUUCGUUGUUCUUCAUGGAAGACAAAUUAACUGUGAUUGCUGGUUAUCCAGUGGUUGGAUUCAUUUUAUUUUGACUUGGAUCAUUUGUUUAUGUGAUGCAUAGUAAUAAGAUGUUAUGCUAAAAUACAACGCACUGAUCAUUUUGAAAAUUUAAACAUUUUUAUAUUCACUGCAAUCUUGUGUUGAUUCAACAUUAAUAUUGCUUUAAUCAUGAUGAACUCAAAUUAAUCAACCAACAAAAAAAGUAGCAUUUUGUCAAUUAAUCUAAAAGGUAUUACAUUAAUGAGAAUCAUUUAUAAACCCAUAUUUAUUAUGAUUUAUUGUCAGACACAUCUGACCAAAUGUUAAUGGAACGUUGUGUAAACGUUGACAUUUUGAACAUGUAUAUAUUAAAAUCACUUACCAAAGCAUAUUUGUGUUUUUAUGUAUGAAUGUGAACAAAUAAACAUAAAACUGCACAAACAA
Danio aesculapii is the source of this 1184-nucleotide messenger RNA. It is a transcript of the gene prxl2b, whose product is annotated as peroxiredoxin like 2B. The transcript is spliced from 7 exons. The record is from RefSeq and is a predicted model, not a curated record. Bases 111 to 716 code for a protein of 201 amino acids. NCBI's taxonomy places the organism in Eukaryota, Metazoa, Chordata, Actinopteri, Cypriniformes, Danionidae.